This is a messenger RNA of Xiphophorus hellerii (green swordtail), 3489 nucleotides long. RefSeq names its product prolactin receptor b (gene prlrb). Bases 317 to 1879 code for a protein of 520 amino acids. The record is from RefSeq and is a predicted model, not a curated record. Gene Ontology annotation, molecular function: cytokine receptor activity; protein binding. Gene Ontology annotation, cellular component: external side of plasma membrane. NCBI's taxonomy places the organism in Eukaryota, Metazoa, Chordata, Actinopteri, Cyprinodontiformes, Poeciliidae. The transcript is spliced from 10 exons. Gene Ontology annotation, biological process: cytokine-mediated signaling pathway.
AGCGGUCAUACCUGAGUCGUGUGGCUCAGAGGGGGUUGCCAGGUGAGAGCAGGUCCUCCGCUGCGAUGUAACAUCUGAGGAAGACCUUGAUAAAGAUCGUCCACAGUCCUGCGAGGCGUUUGUUUCGUCUGCUCCCAGAGUUGGGAAGAAGGAAAUAAAGCUUCAUGCUGGGCCUGCCUAACGCACCAGGAAGCGAUCCUGUUGAAACUUGCCAGAGCAGGUGUAAACAAGACGCGCAGCUGAGCCCCGUGUUUACGGUACCUCAUUGAGGACAUGCUGCUGGUUUCUCUUGGCUGUGUCGGUGUGUGACGCCAGGAUGAGGACGCACCUCGGUUUGGUUAUGCUCUGUGUGCUGUCAGCAGCCGGAGUUUGCAGCAGUACAUCUGCACCAGAGAGUCCCAGACAAUUUGACUGCAGGUCCCGAGAGAAGGAGACAUUUUCCUGCUGGUGGGAGCCAGGCUCUGACGGAGGGCUGCCGACUGAAUACCGCCUCUUCUACGAGAUAGAAAAUUUGAGAGGAGUCCGUGAGUGUCCGGACUACGUCUCUGCAGGAGAAAACUCAUGUUUCUUUGAUAAGAAGCACACUUCCUUCUGGGCUGAGUACAUCAUGAUGGUGGUGGCAACAAAUGCCCUGGGGAACGCCUCGGCACAGUUCCAGAUACCGGAUGUGAUGAAUUAUGUGAAGCCCGACCCUCCUGUAAAUGUCACAGUGGUGGUGAACAGCAGCGCUCCCAGUCCAUUUCUUGAAAUAAGAUGGAAAAGCCCUCCAAACGUGGACGUCAGAACCGGCUGGGUCACCCCAAAAUAUGAGCUGAGGGUUAAACAAAACGACAGCAAGGAGUGGAAGACAGUAGAUAUAGGUGCACAAACCUUUUUCAAUUUUCACAAUGUCGAGCAUGGGCUCCUCUACAUGGUUCAGGUUCGCUGCAAUCUAGACCAUGGAAAAUGGAGUGAGUGGAGCAACACUAUAUUUGCUAAAAUUCCUAAACAUCGUCAGCUUGAGAAAUACUUUUGGAUUUUUGUUUUUGUUUUCUCCUUGAUUCCUUUGUUGACAGCUAUGUACAUCCUAGUGCUGAAGAGGAAAGUUGUGAAGCAGUGUCUCCUCCCUCCUGUUCCUGGUCCGAAGAUAAAAGGAGUCGAUGUUCAUCUUCUCAAGAGUGGUCAAUCAGAAGACGUGGUAAACGCUCUGACUGGGAACCAGAACUUUCCUCCCAUGGCGGCCUGGACGGAGCAGGUGGAGGACUUCCUGCUGGUGUCAGACAGCGACGAGUGGCUGCUGACUGAUACCUUCGCAUCUGAAAAAAAGAAAGAUAUCUUCAUCAUUGCUGCCGGUUUACACUUAGGAUUAGAAAUCCAACGCGGGGACUCGACUGUUGAUCUGAACACCUGGGAAAAAACCGAUGACAGCAAAGAGGAAACAAAGAGCAACUUUUUAAACACGGAGCCAAUAAAUCUUCCAAUUGAGAAACAGGAAUGUCUGAGUGGGGAGGAAGUGUCCAUCCAGCCAAACACCAGCUAUGUGGACAUCCAGCAGCGACUGACCCUGACUGACUACAGCAGGGUGAAAGAGGCGAACGGCGACACCAUCCUCAUCCUCAAUGAAGAAGAAAUCCCUCACGGUUCGGAUGCUGUGAAGGUGAAAAGGGAGGUGAGCGUGCCAGAUGACUACAGCAGGGUCAAAGAGGUGAACAGCGACGUAGUUUUCCUGGAGAAAGGCGACUCCGCCGACGGAUGCUGUAAGAAAAAAGAAGACCACUACACUGACUGGACCAAUCAGAAACCGAUAAUGCCUCAUGAGAGCGAGCUCAGCAAAGGGUUUUGCUCGAAAAUGAUCGCAAACGGAUACGUAGAUUCUGUUCCCUCCUUUUCUGUUAAGUAAACUUGUGAUUGUAAUGAGGCGCAGGACACUGAUGAUGCCAUGUGCUAUUAUUUCUGCUAUCAGCAACAAACGAGACAUUAUUGAAUUGGAUGGGAUGCAGCGCCUGCUAUCCAGAGAGGAAUUUAUUUAUCUAUUGCAAUCAGAGAGGAAAAAAUAAUUGCUUUGGCCACCGUUCGCCAUUUAAAGUUUCAGCAGCUCAGCGCUGUUGAAAGGAUUUAAAAACUGAGAAGUUUUGUGGAUCUGGUAGAGUGACAUUUAUCAGUGGGAUAUUAUCACUGAGUUCAGACUCUUACUGUAACCCAAAGAGGAGCGUUUGGUCAAAAUGACCCACCUAACAACUAAAAACCCUCCGCUGCUCCUGGAAGUAGCUUUUUGGAACUUGAUGUUUAAUACAGCAGCAACUAAAACGUUCAAAUCAAAGCGGAGAGACUCAAAAGGAGUUUUAAAUGGACUCCUUACCUCUCUUCAAACACUUACAGAAAUGUCAUUCUGCAAGAACUCCUGUCAAUCUGAAUGUUUGAUUUAUAUUUGCAUUAAAUAAGAAGAUAAAUCUUUAGCACCUCAGCAAAAAAGAGUUGCAAUUGGUGAACUUAUUAAAUAUUGUCCGUUGUUUCUGUCUGCGUGCGGUAAGUCCUAGCAGGUCUGGUUUAUCUGAGAAGUGUGCACCUGAUAAACCUGUCUGCCUAGUUCUUGUUUUCGGUCUCGUUACACUCUACAUCAGAGUAUCAACAGCACUAACUUGUUUAUUGUGGUGACAAAAUGUGAGAAGCUAACACGCUCAGCUCUUCUUCCCACUGGACGAGAGUUUAAUUUCAGUCGAAUCACAAAUAAAAACAGGUUAUUCUCACACUUCUGCUGUCUGAUUCAGAAAAGAGUUUAUUUUUGCUAUUAAUUUAAAGUGAAUUUGACCUAAAUAAGUUCUGGUUUGUCACUUAUUGUCUGACUACUGUAAAAUAUUUGAGAUUAAAAAGAAGAAUAGCAAUCAAUCGGUCCUUGAUCAGGUGUGUGGAGGUCAACAGGUCCAUGAAUGCCAGAUAUGUUCUUAUCAGCGAUACUCUGCAGCUUAGGCGUGUACUAAGCCAAGUCAAGUUUAUUUAUACAGCACAAUUCAGCGACAAGGCACUUCAAAGUGCCAUAAAAACACCAUAAACGAGCAAUAAACAUUACAUUGUGUCAAAUACCAUCAUCAAAAAAACCGCACAUCAAAUAUAUUGAUCAAUGUUCCAGUUAUUAUUAAACAAAAGCAACUCCAAAUGGGAUUUUGAUUUAAAGGAACUCAGUGUUUCAGCUGUUUAGCAGUUUUCUGGAACUUUAUUCCAGAUGUGUGGUGGAUAUAAGCUGAAUGCUGCUUCUCCAUGUUCUGUUCUGGUUCUGGUUCUGGUCAGACAAUAUUGCUCCUAUUUUAGGUCAGUUAUAAUGAUCGAUACCAAAUAUCAGACGAGCGUCUCAGUCGUGGACUCUGAGCUGUGAUUCCAUUACAAAUGUGCACAAAACCUUCUCGAUAUUCUGCUAACGUAAAAAAUUCAAAAUUCUCAAUUGCAGUGUUUCCGUUAAAUAACAAAACGCAAUUAAUAUCGCGCCCGAAUAAGUUUGUUCUUGCGAUAAGUUAA